This is a messenger RNA of Diuraphis noxia (Russian wheat aphid), 4171 nucleotides long. Its product is annotated as RNA-binding protein spenito-like. NCBI's taxonomy places the organism in Eukaryota, Metazoa, Arthropoda, Insecta, Hemiptera, Aphididae. The record is from RefSeq and is a predicted model, not a curated record. Gene Ontology annotation, molecular function: RNA binding.
GCAACAAAUUUUUUUAUCGAUACUACACUGUUUAUGAUCUUACUGAUCUUAGGUUGUUUUCAAUCCUGAAUCCAUUUUGUUUUGGAAUUUGGACGUAUUGGUCCGCUUUCGUUACUCCUCCGUUUAGCAUAAGUCUUGAAAUUUGAAUCGGUGAGUGAUUUGCGAAUGUGAUACUACACGUUACAUUAUAGAAUUUUAUAUAUUAUAAAUUAAUAAUUAUAUAAAAUAUUAUAAUUUUUGGUACCUUAAAAAUAAAGAAUGGUGAAGACUGAAAUGGAUUAUGCAACAGCUAAAGACAGGCUGUUUUCCGCCUAAAUACUUUUCGCUGUAACUACUAGAAUCCAAUCGUUAUUGAGUUUUAUUUUCCAUUGACGUUUGAUGAUUUUCAGUACCGUGACAUCUAUUGUGUUAGUUUUACAAUUUAAUAAGUAUUUUAAUGGUUUUAUUGUGCUACAGUGUGAAUGACUGGAUUGCCUAAAGAUUUUAAGUCAAAAAAAAUCACUGUAAAAAUUGAUAAUAUGAAACGCAGAAGCUAUGGUGAUUCUCCUCCAAUGUCACGUAAAAAACGACAUAGCAGUGUUAACAGGUAUGAUGGUAGUUCAGAUGAGCGAGGAUCCCCUGAACGUGUACGUCGUAGAGCUCGCUCGCCACCCAGUCCAAGACCAUCUAGGUAUUCAGAACGUGACGAAUUUGGCCGUUCUAGGGAUUUGGAUCGAUCACAUCCCACUUACAAAGUGUUGUGUGUAAGUGCUUUACAUCCAAAAGCAAGUGAUGAACAAGUCAAAGAAACAUUGUAUAGAGAAUACCGCAAAUUUGGCGAAUUUUCUGUUAGGAUAUCACAUGAACUAGAUGAAAGAGUGGCAUAUGUGUGUUUUAGAAGCUCAGAUGAUGCUAGAGAUGCCAAACACAGUAAGCCUAGAAUAAGUUUGUUUGAUAAAAUAGCUUUAGUUACUCCUGUUUAUGAAGGGCGUAGUUCUAGAGAUCAUUACGAACCAAGAGCUAGACGUUCUCGAUCUCGAAGUUUUUCCCCAGAUUUUGAUCGAUACUACCAUAGAUCUCCUAUUCCUCAAGAAUUUCAUAGACCACAUCCAGCUGAUAGGUUUUAUGAAAGGUUACCAUAUGGUCCUCUUCCUCCCAUGUUGCCGCCUCGAGAUUUCCGAGAAAUGGGUUUGCCACCAUUACUUCCUCAUGAACUUAUGUUACCUCGAGGACCGUUACUACACCAUGUGGCUCCUAUGCACCCUCAUUUAGGACCGAUUCAUCCAUUAUAUGGACCGCCAAGACAUUUUAUGCCUCCAUUUAGACCACACCCUCAUCCUCACUUGUUGCAUGACAAAAAAGAUAAAUUUCCAAACUAUUUGCAACACAUUCCACCAGAAGACGACCCGUUAGCCACACGAACAUUGUUUGCUGGAAAUUUAGAAAUUUCUAUUUCGGAUGAAGAACUUCGCCGUAUAUUUGGUAGAUAUGGAGUUGUUGAAGAUAUUGAUGUUAAAAGACCAUUGCCAGGAACAGGUAAUGCAUAUGCAUUUGUUCGUUAUCAAAAUUUAGAUAUGGCUCAUAGGGCCAAAGUUGAAUUAUCUGGUCAAUAUCUAGGCAAAUUUCAAUGUAAAAUUGGCUAUGGAAAAUCUACACCAACACAACGAAUAUGGGUUGGUGGAUUGGGUCCUUGGACAUCAAUUGCUCAGCUAGAACGAGAAUUCGAUAGGUUUGGUGUUAUCAAAAAAAUUGAGUAUGUCAAAGGUGAUAUUUGCGCCUAUAUACAGUUUGAAAGUAUUGAUGCAGCUACCGCAGCUGUCAAAGAAAUGAGAGGAGUGGCUUUAGGAGGCCCAGAACAUAAACUGAGAACAGAUUUUGCUGAUGGAGGGGUCUGUGGCAGCCCUAUAUUAACCUAUUCAUCAAAGUCUAAGUCAUCUCAUAACGAUGUUGCAGCAACUGCCGGAGAUUUACGAGAACUUACAAGACGAGAUGAAUAUCCAUAUGGUUGGCCAGAUGGUGAGUAUCCUUCCUAUAGUUCUAGAGGUUAUCGUAAAAAUCGUUCAGAAUACGGUGAAGAAAGCAAAGAAUUUGGCAAUUAUGACAACGGUCGUUCAUUCAAGCAGCAUUCUGUUUCUGAUGUUGGUUCUCCUCGAUCACCACUUCACCAAUCGAUUGACAGUGAUGUAGAAUCCGAAGAAGGAGCAAUACAAUCUGCAGGCCUUUUGGGUUCUGUUCGUACCCUAGGAGAUUUGGCUCUUAAAUGUACUGAUAUAUGGCAAGGAAGUCUUGUAUUAAAAAGCUCUCAGUUCCCAGCUAAAUGUUAUUUAACUUCUGGUGAUCCAAAUGUCAUAGAAUCAAUGAUGAAAGAUGAAGAUGGUAAAUCAACUUUACGCAUAACUCAACGGUUGCGUUUAGACGAGACAAAGUUGGAAGACGUUUCUAAACGUAUAAUAACUGCUGAUAUGCACGCCAUAUUUUUAGCAAUGCCUUGUUCUACUAACUCAAUUUCCAAUGAUGAUGCAUUAGUACAAAUUAGACCAUUACGUAAUUUAGUAUCCUAUUUAAAACAAAAAGAGGCUGCUGGGGUUAUAUCGUUAAUAACUAAAGAUCCUGAACCAGCUGGUGUAUUAUAUGCAUUUCCUCCAUGUGAGUAUUCAGCCAAAUUAUUGAAACAGAGUGCAAAGAAUUUAAGCAAUGAAACAUUAAAAGAUGAUCAUUUAGUUGUGGUAGUAGUUAGUGGAGGUGUUUCAUAAUCAGAUAUUAAUUUUUUAACUUUAUUUUCAAGUAUAUUUACCUAUUAAUUAUAUAUAUACGAGACRUAUCCAUAUUUUUUUUUAUCAACAACAUUUGAUUAUUAAAUAUUAUUAAUUACUAUAAAUUCUAAUAACACUAGAAUACAUUUUAGGUUAAAUAUUUUUGAUUCUCUACAAAUUGAUACUACAGUAUUUAUGUUCUUAAUUUGAAAGCAUAAGUCCACAACAAAACAAGUUAUUGUGGGUUAUGAAAACUGUGUAAACGUUUUUAAUAUGUGCUUAAAACUUAAUGAAAAAUUUUAGUUAAAUUAAUUCAAGUUUACACGCACAGUGUAAUUACAUAUUAAACAUGUGGAGUGCGUAACAUAUUUUAUACACAUUGUGCUGCUAUGUCUAGUUCAUAGAAUAUUAUUAUAAGUUUAUUAAUGUGUAUUAAAGUGAUUCAAUAUGUUUGAUAACCAUUUGCAUAAUGCAUUAUUUUAUUAUUGAUAAGUGUUAAUAUUUAUACUGAUUCAAUUAAACCUUUUCUCUUAUAUUUUUGAAAAAUGGUGUAAAUUAUCAAGCAAUCCAGUUAACUUGGAUUGUUCAGUAAUCUUUUUUGAAGUGUCGUAACUAUUUUAGACCAAAUAAUUAAUUUUGUGCGUUACAGUAGCUUUAUAAUAAAGUGUAAUUCGCGAUUCAACUGUUGUUCUUUUUAAAAAUUAUCUUAAAUCAUGUAUAGCAUAUUUAAUUGAUUACACAAUUUCUUUGAUAUGAAAUAUUGGUGUUUUUUAUUACAUUUUUUUUAUUGGAGUUAAACAUGUAAGUUUAGUAAAUUUUGUGUCAGGUAUCUACAAUUGUUUGUUGGUGUUGUGCUCAGUGUUAACAAAGUUUGGUGUCUUAUUUCUGAUAAAGAUAUGUGUAUAUAAUAUUAGAUUCAAAUAGUGAUUAUUAAAAUUAAAGAUUUAUAAACAUUAAAUUUCAAUUUUAUUAAAUUUGAUUUCAGGCUGACAACUAKAAGUCUAGAACUCAAUUCUAUUCAUAGGCGUGCGCAUAGGGUGGGCAAGGUAGGCCAUGGCCCACUCUGCGAGCUGUACUGUACUUGUUAUACAUAUUGCAACCUGAUGAAUUUUUAUCAUGAAACUCUAAUAAUAAUAUUACAGAUUAUAAUUUUCAAUGAUAGUUGAUAAUUAAUUAAAUACAUUGAAACAUUGAACAAUUUAAUUGAUAAAAUAUUUUUAAGUACCUAAAUUAUAAUUGAUUUGGCCUACAUUGCCAAAAAGGUUUGCGCACGCCUAUGUAUUAAAAGCAUUUUUUUGGAAUUUCAAAAAUGUUAUUGAUGACUAAAAUUUGUAAUUUUAACCGAAUUUUAAUAUUCAUUGACACUUCAAUCUUGCUUCAGUCUUUAUUCAUUAUUAUUGAUUUAUUAUGAAGUGCUUAAAAUUGUCACAUAUUAUUUA